AACGGCGGCGGUGUCACGUGACCGGCGCCCACGCUGCACUCGGCUGGCCAGACGCCCGCCAGACACACUUCAAAAUUCUCCUCCGCGCCCGUUUCUGACAGUUAAGCAACCAAACCUUCACCAACAUGUCGGACGACGCCGCCGUUGCGCCCGCGGAGAACAACGUCAGCUCCCCUGCAGAGAAAAAAAAUCGAACCAGCACGGUCUCUCGAGCCACGGCAGAAGGUGAGGCACUCCUCAAAGAGAUGGGAUUUGAGGACAAGGAGACCCCAGGGCGGAGGAGAACUCGGGCUGCCAUAAGGGGGGAUGUAUACACACCGCCUGCAAAGAAGGAGAGGAAAGCCGCAACACCAGGAAGCGGGCGUAGAGGACGCCCCCCAAAGAAGACUGAAGAGAAGAAAGAAGAAGAACCGGCAGCCGAAGAGGAAGAGAAAAAUGAAGAGGAGGAGGAGAAAGUAGAAAAGGAGAAACCAGCCGAAGAUGAAGAGGCUGCUGAGGAAGCCAGUGCAGAUGGCGAAGCAGAUGCAGAAGAGAAAACCGAGUGAGGGGAAUCCCAAGAGAGCCAUGGUACAAAUUGUUUACCUGAUGAUUCUACAAGUACACAAUAAGGUUGUAAGGUGUUUGUAAGGCGCACACACAGGUGGAGAGUUAAGUUGGAGGGAAGAGGGAGGGGGGAGGGCUAGAGAGGAGGGAACUUCAAAUACAAGCUCACUACAAGUCAUGGCCAGAGAAUUAUCUGCUAAGACUGUAAUUUUGUGUUAAUGUGGAUUUCAAUCAGGUGGUUUUUAGUUACUUUGAUGUGAAAUGAAGGUAGUUCUGUGGCAUCUUUAGAAGUGGUAUGAUUUUAUGCAUGGUGAGUAUAUACUUUCCAGCUUCAAAGUAAUAUGCAAAUUCAGGUACCAUUUACUGUCCAUAAAUCGCUACAUUACGCACAGACACACACUCACUCACACACACACACACACACACACACACACACACACACACACACACACACACACACACACACACACACACACACACACACACACACACACACACACACACACACAUACACACACACACAUACACACACACACACAUUGUAUAGGCACUAAUUAGCUAAGAUACACAAAGUUCUCCUUGUUUUUUAAGAACAGCUGAUGCAAGCUUGCAUUCAAAAGUUGGGUAAGAUCAUACUAAUUUCACCUGAUGCUCAUUAGAAUUAACACAAAUAGUGCUUAAUUCCUGUCAGAUGUUUGAUUUUUAUGGAGUGCCAUAGAAAGUGUUUAAACCAGACUUGCCUCAAUAAAUGUUAAAUCUUUAAGAAAGCCAGUGAGUUAUCUAUUAUGACUUGUAACAAAUACAAAAUACCUUCCAUAUUUCUACAGAUGGUUUAGCUUUCAUUUGUAAAUAGAACACUUUUGCUGAUAGGUCAUAUCAGUCCUGACCUGAUAUAUAUGGGCAGCUGGACUUUUGCAGUGCCACUAAUAAUUCCUGUUCUUCAAAUGCCAAAGGCUACACUUUGCAUAUUAAGGGAACUUUUAAACACCUCGUGGCAUUUAAACAUCUUCCAAUAUUAUCUUGGAACAGUAAACUAAAUUUGUGCAAUCAUAUCUUAACUGUGGGUGAUUGUGUUGUAGUAGAUCACCUGAAUAUACAUUUUUCCUCUUAGACUUCUUUUAUAUUUCCUAUUUCUUUCUUAAGUGUGUUGUCAGAGUUUAAACUUGAAUGAGUGAAAGUAGGUUGUUCCUAGAUUUUUCAUUGUGUGUACCAACAUCUUGUCAAAGCAUAAUUAGAUAUUUUUUCUUGUAACAAAAAAAAUGCCUCUCUGUAAGUGGUUAUAAAUUUCUCCAAGGGCCAGAAAUAUUAAUCUUAUGAAUAUUGUAUUUAAUGUUAUUUGUACCUACACGAUCUAUGCACCCUAGUACGAAGAAAUUUUUUGUUUUAAAUUUGGGCAAUUUUUUGUAAUGAUUAUAUACCUGCUUGUUAGGAACUGUAGGGCAAAACUUUCAACAUUUGCACUUAACAAGUGUCACAGUUUUCUGUAUGAAGUUCAUGUUUUGUAAAAUGUAUUGGGAAGUCUUUAAGAGUGAUUGCUUAUGUUUUGUAACUGUUGUGUGUUUGUAAGAUGUAAGGCAUUUAAGAUUUUUUUUAAUAUGUGAAGCAGGGCUAUUCAGUAAUAAAAGCUAUUGCUUUAAUAACAAUACAUAUGGAAUUCAGAAUUAUUGUUUCUUCUCAUAUUGUCAUGUUGAAUUUGUAAAUCGAAAAGGGAUAUCAUAUAAUUAUUGAAGCAACAUAGGUUGUAAAGUUUACUGAAAGUUGAUAUUUCAGAGGCUUUAAUAAUUUGUGAGGUCAGUUGUGCCAAAUUUCUCUGUGCAAUGUGUUCACUUAAUUAAGUUCCUAACUUGUACCUCAGCAGGGCCACUUUCAUAAAGAUUCAUGAAAAUGGGGUUUGCUCUGAGAUUUGUACAAAUUAUGAGUAACAUAAUAAGAUCAUGUACAUUUGCACCUUGAUAAUAAUUACUCCUCAUAGAUAAUACUUUUUACAUAAUGAACAGUAAUUAGGGAUGUAUUCAUGAUAUCAAUACUACUUUCUUCAGUCAUUUCCAGUCUAGAUGUUUUUCUUAAAUGAAAUUAAUGUUAAACUGAGCAUUACCACCAUGUAACAGAAAAUGAAAAGAGAAGCCGUAUUGUAAAAUAUACACUAUAAUGAUGAACUUAAUUCAUAAGGCUUUCAACCUUGUACAAAGUGGCUUCAUACAUGAAAGAGAAACUUUGAAAUUGCAUGUGAGAAAUCUGCCCAAUAUUUAUGAAAGCUCACACAGAGUAUAGAGUAUAGAGAGUAUAAAGUCCCUGUCAAGAGUCCUUUGUCAUGUUCCCAUCAUCCAAUUCUGGAUCUUAUCUAUAUCAAGAGUUUUGUUAUACAAGGAAAACAUUUUGUAUUAUCACUGAAGUACUUUUACAGGUAUAUAGUUUUCAGUCCUUCA
This is a messenger RNA of Penaeus chinensis, 2969 nucleotides long. Its product is annotated as cilia- and flagella-associated protein 251-like. The coding region runs from base 126 to 545 and encodes 139 amino acids. NCBI's taxonomy places the organism in Eukaryota, Metazoa, Arthropoda, Malacostraca, Decapoda, Penaeidae. The record is from RefSeq and is a predicted model, not a curated record. The transcript is spliced from 4 exons.